UCCUCAGCAGAGAAAUUUAACAGUAACAGAAAUAUUUAGUGUUCAGAGUUUCAGUUCAACAUUAAACGGAGAUUUUAAUUCCGGAUACUGGUCUGUUUUUUCUUUUUAAAACUGUCUGUUGUUCUACAUGAAGACUUCGGUCAAGUAUAAAAUGUCACAUAUACGGUAUAUAUGUGUGUGUGUGUGUGUGUGUGUGUGUGUGAGACAGCAGCAGGGUGGAGGAGCGACACACUCCUAUAAAACUCACUUUAUAAACACCUUCAGCUCUGAUUACUUUUCCACAAUUACUUUUUUUGGGAUUAGUAGAGACGAGAUGCAGAAAGGCACCAUGUCAAAUAAAAUUAUUAUUAUUAUUAUUAUUAUUAUUAUUAUUAUUAUUAUUAUUAUUAGUGGUCACGUGGUUUGAGUUCUUUGAGGUGUGUGUGUGUCACAGAGAUCAGUGUUAAAAUAAAUCAUUGUGUCAUACAAACAGAAAUAGAUGUUUAUAGAGAGUUUUAUUAAAAACGCAGCGUCUCGCCGUUUCGCCCCCUCACACACAUCCUGUCCUGCGUUCUGAUUGGCUGAACACACCCCACACACUGCUUUAAAUUCACUCAGGACUGAAACAUAACUCUGAAUCUAAAGUUCACGCAAAAUCCACAGAUCCGGAGCGUUCAGCUGUGUGACGUCUGAGAUUAAAGGAGUGAAAAUGCGGCUGGCGCUGCUGCUGGUCUGCCUGCUGGCCUUGAGCUCGGCCGUGCCGCUGCACAAACACCGAGUGACGCGUUCAGAGAGCUCAGAGGAUGAUGGGGGCGACUCUGAAGAUGGCAGCAAUGAAGGAGGAGAAGGAGAGGGAGACAGAGGAAAUGGAGGAGAAGGAGAAGAGGGAGAAGGAGAAGAGGGAGAAGAAGAGGGAGGAAAAAAGGAAGAGGGAGAGCAGGGUGGAGGAGAAGAAGAAGGAGAAGGAGGUGAUGGAGAAGCAGGAAAGCAAGAAAACAAUGAAGGAGAAGCAGAAGGAGGAGAAGAGUAUGGUGGAGCAGGUGAAGGAGAGGAGAGUGAAGGCGAGAGAGAGGGAGGAGAAAGAGAGCGCAAAAAGAGAGAGGAAAGUAAUGAGGAGGGAAGUGAAGAGGGAGACAGCGCUGAGGCUGAGGAUGGAGGAGAAAAAGAUGGAAAUAAUGGUGGAGGUGAUGAAGAGAGUGAUGGAGGUGAUGAAGAGGGAGGUGAAGAAGAGGGAGGUGAAGAAGAGGGAGGUGAUGAAGAGGGAGGUGAAGAAGAGGGAGGUGAAGAAGAUGGAGGUGAAGAAGAGGGAGGUGAUGAAGAGGGAGGUGAAGAAGAGGGAGGUGAAGAAGAUGGAGGUGAUGAAGAUGGAGGUGAUGAAGAGAGUGAUGGAGGUGAUGAAGAGGGAGGUGAAGAAGAUGGAGGUGAUGAAGAGGGAGGUGAAGAGGCGGAAGGUGAAGAAGAGAGUGAUGGAGGUGAAGAAGAGGGAGGUGAAGGACAGAGUGAUGGAGGUGAAGAGGAAGGUGGAGGAGUAGAAGAGGGAGGAGAACUUUAAAUAGAUCACCAUCUUACACACCUGAUCUAACACACCUGAUCUAACACACCUGAUCUAACACACCUGAUCUAACACACUUGACCUAAAACAUCUGAUGAAAUGUGCCUGAGAUAACACACCUGAGGAAACAUCUGAUGUAACGCACCUGAUAUAAGACACCU
Pangasianodon hypophthalmus (striped catfish) is the source of this 1692-nucleotide messenger RNA. RefSeq lists its product as uncharacterized. Lineage: Eukaryota; Metazoa; Chordata; Actinopteri; Siluriformes; Pangasiidae. The transcript has 5 exons. The record is from RefSeq and is a predicted model, not a curated record. The coding region runs from base 689 to 1531 and encodes 280 amino acids.